Macadamia integrifolia is the source of this 2858-nucleotide messenger RNA. Its product is annotated as G-type lectin S-receptor-like serine/threonine-protein kinase At2g19130. The record is from RefSeq and is a predicted model, not a curated record. Bases 195 to 2630 code for a protein of 811 amino acids. Gene Ontology annotation, molecular function: ATP binding; protein serine/threonine kinase activity. The transcript has a single exon. Gene Ontology annotation, biological process: recognition of pollen; protein phosphorylation. Lineage: Eukaryota; Viridiplantae; Streptophyta; Magnoliopsida; Proteales; Proteaceae.
AUACAUUACUCACAGUCUCGAGAAGCAUUGGUCAAGUCUUGUGUUCCAUGGAAGGCAACUACUUCAAAUUUUGAAUUACAGUAAGAGGUGGUAUUUCAUUCUUCUCAUGAAGAUGAUACUUCUAUCUCAUCCUCCUCUUCUCCUUUUUUAUUCAAAAUUUCAGUUUUGAUUUGCCCGUCAGUGGUUGUGCACAAAUGGGUAUCACCCAAAGUUCAUGGUUCUUCCUCUUUGUCAUGUUCCAUUUCUUCUCUCUCAAUACCCUUCUUUCUAAUGGAGCUAGCACCAUCUCUACGGGAGAUUCUAUAUCAGGAGACCAGACCAUUAUCUCUGAACCAGCUGGGACCUUCGAAUUGGGCUUCUUCGCUACAGGUAAUAAAUCUCAGAACUACUACAUUGGCAUAUGGUACAGAAAGAUCUCAGAAAGGACAGUCGUUUGGGUAGCAAACAGAGAUAAACCCAUCUCUGACAAGUCUUCUUCCCAGCUGAAACUCCUAGAGGAUGGAAAUCUAGUUCUCCUCGACUCAUCCAAAACCCAUAUUUGGUCUACAAAUUUGACAUCCUUAACCUUGAAUUCUACGGAGGCAGUGCUUCUUGACUCUGGAAAUCUGGUUGUGAGACACAAGCAAAACUCCUCUGCUUUCAUUUGGCAGAGUUUUGAUCACCAAACUAAUAAUUUCUUACCGGGUGCAAAGGUUGGGCGGAAUAAACUCACCAAUACUUCAUAUAUUCUUACUUCAUGGAAGAAUUCAGAGGAUCCCGCUAUGGGAAUCUUCUCUCAAGAGCAGGACCCCGCUGGAAGCGCUCAGUAUUUCCUAUCUGGGAAUAGCUCUCAAAGCUACUGGACUAGUGGGCCUUGGAAUGGGCAUAUUUUCAGCUUAAUUCCUGAAAUGGAGGCUAAUAAUUACUUUUACUUCAGUUAUGUGUCAAACCAGAACGAGAGCUAUUUCACUUAUAAUGUAUAUAAUACUUCUUUCAUCACUAGAUUAGUGAUGGAUGUGACGGGGCAGGCCAAGCAAUUUGUAUGGCAGGAUGGUGUUGGCUGGAAUUUAUUUUAUUCUCAGCCAAGAAAGAUAUGCGAUGUUUAUGCUCUCUGUGGGGCUUUCGGGACCUGCCAUGAGCAAGAAUUGCCCUUCUGCAAAUGUUUGCAAGGUUUUAAGCCACGCUCACCAACAGAUUAUAAUAAUCUGAGCGAUUGGUCUGGUGGUUGUGUGAGGAAAGCCCCGUUACUUUGUGGAAACAAUGUUUCUAUAAAUGGGGAGAAAGAUGGAUUAUUGUCCAUGCCCAAUAUGAGAUUGCCCGCAAAUCCACAUUCUUUGGAGGUUGAGAGUGCCCAAGCAUGUGAAUUGGCUUGCCUGAAUAACUGUUCUUGCACAGCUUAUGCAUAUGAUGGUGGGUGUUCAGUAUGGGAAGGAGAUCUGUUGAAUCUACAACAAUUCUCACGACGUGAUAGUGGUGGAGGAAAUCUAUUUCUCAAACUUUCUGCUUCCGAGCUUUCAAGUUCUGGAGGUAAGAAGAAGGGAUCAGUUAUGUAUGCUAUUGUUGGUGUUAUUGUAGGGGUUGUACUGCUCUUGGGAUCUGUUUUAUUGCUAUUCUGGUGGUGGCGGAGAAGGAAUGUAUUUGGACCUUUAAAUCAAACUGAUGGUUUUUUGGUUCAGUUUUCAUACAAGAACUUACAAAUUGCAACCAAAAACUUCUCCAAACAGAUAGGAAGUGGAGGAUUUGGUUCUGUCUUUAUAGGGACAUUGCCUGAUUUGACUAUUGUAGCUGUGAAGAAACUUUUUGAAGGUCUCAGUCGAGGAGAAGAGCAGUUCCGAUCUGAAGUAAGCACGAUUGGGAUGAUUCAACACAUUAACCUCAUUCGCCUACGUGGGUUCUGCUUUCAAGGUACUAAAAGGUUGCUGGUCUAUGAUUUUAUGCCAAAUGGCUCUUUAGAUUCCCAUCUAUUUCAUGAUAAAAAGGGCUUUGAGAUUUUAGAUUGGAAAACAAGAUACCAAAUCGCUAUUGGAAUAGCAAGAGGACUUGCGUAUCUACAUGAGAAGUGCAGAGAUUGCAUCAUCCAUUGUGACAUCAAGCCUGAGAACAUUCUUUUAGAUGCUGAAUUUUGUCACAAGGUGGCAGACUUUGGCAUGGCAAGGCUUGUUGGCCGGGAAUUCAGUCGAGUGUUGACAAGCAUGAGAGGGACCAUUGGAUACCUUGCACCAGAGUGGAUUUCGGGUGUGGCAAUAACCACCAAAGCUGAUGUUUACAGCUCUGGUAUGAUGCUCUUUGAGCUUAUAUCAGGAAAGAGAAACUCCUCUCAAGGUGGGGAUGGCAAAGUUAGAUACUUUCCUACUUGGGCAGCAAGAAAAAUCAAUGAAAAUGGAGAAAUCAUUAGCCUCUUGGACUGCAGGUUAGAAGAUAAUUCUGAUCAUGCAGAACUCGCUAGAGCUUGUAAAGUUGCUUGUUGGUGCAUCCAAGAUGAUGAAGCUCAUAGGCCAUCGAUGGGGCUAGUGGUUCAGAUGCUUGAAGGGCUAAUGGAUGUUAACCUAACCCCCCUCCCCAGAAAUCUCCAAGCUUUUACAGAGAUCCAUGAAGAUACCUCUGAAUCUUCCUCAAAUUGGCAUACUUUUCUGGCCAAGAGCACGUCUUAAACAAUCUCAGCGACAUGAAUAAGCUGAAACAGAGAUUGAGUUCUUAAGCUGUUCUCCACAAUGGUUUGAGAGUUAGUAUAUUCUACAGUUCAACAAAGCUUAGAUCUGUACCUUUAAACCUCUUCUUGUGUUGUAUUCGCAACUCAUUUCCAUGGUCAAUUAUGUUGUUAGCUACAAAUGGCUGUUAGCAAUAAGAGUUAACAACACUAGUUAGUGUUGCAUCAAUCA